AUGAAACAGAGAAUUAGCUCUCUAGAUCUACAGCUCCUAUAUGCGGAGUUGAAGGCACAAUUGGAAGGCUACAGGCUCUCUAAUAUUUACAACAUUGCAGACUCUAGCCGUCAGUUCUUGUUAAAGUUCAACAAACCAGACUCAAAGCUCAAUGCUAUCAUCGACUGCGGACUCAGAAUUCAUUUGACUGAUUUCAAUAGGCCCAUUCCUCCCACGCCAUCCGGCUUCGUCGUUAAGUUGCGGAAACAUUUGAAAUCUAAGCGCUUGACCACAGUAAAAAGAGUCGCAAACGACCGAAUUCUCGUCCUUUCAUUCGCCGAUGGCCAGUUCUAUUUGGUGUUAGAAUUUUUCAGCGCUGGUAACGUUAUUCUUCUCGAUUCCGAACGCAAGAUUAUAGUGCUUCAGAGAGUCGUGCACGAACACGAAAAUAAAGUCGGCCAAACAUACGACAUGUUUGAUGAAACUUUCCUGCAAGACACGACGAUCGAAUUGCCACAGCCCAAUACCCACAGCUCAGAUCAGGUGGCGACUUGGUUGAAGGACGCUAAAGACCUUGCUCAAUCGACAGUGAAAUCUAAAAACGGCAAGACACCGAAGGUUCCCUCCAUCCAGAAACUUCUUUUUCUCCAUGAGCCUCACUUGUCUUCUGAUUUGAUUUCAAGAAAUCUAAAAGCUCAAGGCAUAACUCCAAAUUCCUCGUGCUUGGACUUUGAAGACAAGGUCGACUCGAUCACUGAUCUUUUGAAUGCUACUGAAAGUGAGGUAAGUGACUUGCUCAUGGCUGGAUGUAAGACAGGCUAUAUAGUUGCCAAAAAAAAUCCGAAUCAUGAUGCCGAAAAAGGAGACGCCAGUCUCGAAUUCGUUUAUGAGCAAUUCCAUCCUUUCCCACCAUAUACAAACCAAGAAAUUGACAAAGAGACUAAGGUCAUGGAGGUGACUGGGGAAUACAAUAAAACGGUGGACGAGUUCUUUUCUACCAUUGAAUCCACGAAGUAUGCUUUGCGUAUACAAAACCAAGAGUUUCAAGCCAAGAAGAGGUUAGAUGAUGCGAAGUUAGACAACGCAAAAAGAAUACAAGCUCUUGUUGAUGUCCAAGAAAAAAACGAAGCUAGGGGGCAUGCCAUCAUUGCCCACGCAGAUCUUGUCGAAGAGGCUCAAAAUGCAGUGAAGACUUUGGUCAACCAGCAAAUGGACUGGAAAACGAUUGAAAUGCUUAUUUCCAAUGAGCAAAAGAAAAACAACGAAAUAGCUCAAUUGAUCAGGUUGCCUUUGGAUCUUGAGAACAACAAAAUUACAUUAACCUUGGUCAUCGAUGAUAGUGAAGCCAGCAGAACCUCCGAGUCAGAUUACGAGAAUGAGACAUCUUCGGAUUCCGAGUUUUCUAGCAAUGAUAGCAGCGACGGGAGUGACACUUCGUUAUCUGACUUCGAAGCAGACGAGGAAAACCGUAACUCAUCUAAGAAUGUAAAGGGACACCGCAAGUCUUCAAGCACAAAAGGACGUACAUCAACCAUCGAUGCGACCGUUGACCUUACACUUUCAGCUUACGCCAAUGCUUCGAACUACUUCAAUAUCAAAAAGUCAGCACUAGAAAAACAGAAAAAGGGAGAACAGAAUUCUAGCAAGGCUUUGAAGAACAUUGAGCAAAGAAUCGAAAGAGAUCUUAAAAAAAAACUGAAGACUACUCAUGACGUACUAAAUAGAACCAGAACGCCCUAUUUUUUUGAAAAGUACAACUGGUUCAUUUCCAGCGAAGGAUUUCUAGUGCUGAUGGGAAAGAGUGGGCAAGAAACUGAUCAGAUUUUUAGCAAAUAUGCUAAUGAUAGCGACAUUUUUGUCUCAAAUAGUUUUGAUACCCACGUAUGGAUUAAAAAUCCAGACGAAACUGAGGUUCCCCCAAACACGUUGAUGCAGGCAGGUAUCAUGUGCAUGUCAGCAUCUCCCGCUUGGUCUAAAAAGAUACAAUCCUCUGCGUGGUGGUGCUUUGUGAAGAAUCUGAGUAAAUUCGACAGCUACGGAGGUGAAGUUUUGCCUCCCGGUACGUUCCUAUUGAAAGAUGAAAAGAAAAAAUCAUAUCUACCUCCAUCUCAAUUGGUGAUGGGAUUUGGCUUUUUGUGGAAGGUCAAAGGAACUGAAGAUGAAGAUGAAGAUGAAAUGGAGUUAGAGAAGCUAGAAGAAGACUUGCUUCAAAGAGGUGUCGAGAACCUUAAAGAUAUAGAUUUGGAAGAGGAGGACGCAGAGAUUGAAUAUGAUCAAGUUCAAGAUGCUCGUGUUGAAGAAGAUCAACGUGGAGAUGCUCGUGUUGACAAUGAUCGAGUAAGAGACACCCUUUUCGAGGAUGAUCAAGUCGAAAACAGUGACUUGGAAGCCACCCUCGAUAAUUUGCAGAAGUUGGAUGUGGAGCCUGUUCGCGGCAGCGGCGCGCACGUUAAAGAAUCUGUUACACAGGAAGAUAUCGCAGGAUCCCAAGGCCAAGCUAAAAACGUGCGCGGCAAGAAGGGCAAAUUAAAAAAGAUGCAAAGAAAGUAUGCAGAUCAAGAUGAAGAAGAACGCCAAAUGAGACUAGAAGUUCUAGGUACCUUGAAAGGCGUUGAAAGAGAAAGAAGCAAGAUGGAAGAGGAACUCCUCAAACAGCAAGAUAGAGAGCAGAAAAAGGCUAGGCGGGAGAAACAGAAGCAGCAACAGUCGCUAAAAUUCAGUUCGAAGGAGAAGGUCGUCGUUGAUUACCAUAAAAUCAUGGAUGAAUUGAGCCCUAUGGUAACUGAUAAGGUAGUGAAAGAAGUCAUCCCGAUAUUUGCCCCAUGGGCUGCCCUCAACAAGUACAAAUACAAGGUCAAAGUGCAACCAGGAAACGCUAAGAAGACCAAGACUUUAAAUGAAAUUUUGCAUUAUUUUUCAAGCCGGAAAGUUGACGAGUCGAGCGCAGACAAGGAACUAGAUUGGCCCCGCGAGCAUGAGCUCAUCAAGGGCUUAAAAGAUAUAGAGCUAGUAUCGCUCCUCUACACUGAUAAGUUGAAGGUUACCAUACCAGGGCAAAACGAAUCAAAAGGCAAGUCAAAGGGAAGCGCAAACAAUAAGAGCAAAAAGAAAGGCAAAAAAUGA
Lachancea nothofagi CBS 11611 is the source of this 3102-nucleotide messenger RNA. The record is from the annotation of a GenBank genome assembly. NCBI's taxonomy places the organism in Eukaryota, Fungi, Ascomycota, Saccharomycetes, Saccharomycetales, Saccharomycetaceae.